AUACUGCUUCAAUUCAUUCUACAAUUCGCUGACAGCACUGUGCUAAAAACGUGUUCAGUACUCCGGUCAAAAUUUUAUUGGUGCUUUGUGAUAAAGGACGAAAAGGCCGCAUCGACUGGCUGGGCGAUAGUACAUUGUGAUUGAUUAAAUGUUUUAAAGCAAUAACUAAUAACGAUGGAAAACAUAUAUUCCCCAAGAACGGAAAAAGUGGUAUCUGUGGGGGACGCGUUGGCCGAAUUCCAGAAGGAACUGUUUCCCGACCUUUUGAAUAAGAUAGUUGAUUCGGAUCACGACAUCAUGGAAGCGAUGGGCCUCGGUGGAAACAAUGCCGAAUUCGAUAAGCUUCUUGGAUCGGUAGAUGUUGGUCAACUGUCUAGCCCAAAAGAUAUACCGGUGAGACCGUUCCAUACACAUCGCAUCUCCGUCCGGCCAAAACUGGUAGAGAUGCCACCCAAGGCAGCACGAUUCAGCUGUGUGCAACGGGUAUUUAGUCGCCGCAGUGCAAAGGAUCAGCGGAAUAUAGAUGUAAAGCUUAGAUACAAUCGUCACAAAUACAUGGAAAGGAAACAAGAGCUAGAAUUGGUCAAAGAUUUGGUUCCAUUUCAAGAAAUGGUGCUGGUACUCCGGUUUUAUGAGCCCUUCAAGUACAAAGCAGCACGCCGAUUAGGUCAUCCAAAGUUCAACCAAGAGUAUUAUGUACUUAGUUCGCAGUACUUAACAGAACUGAAGGAUGCAAUAUUUUGCCAUUGCGAUUCGGGACCCUACUACGAAAUAAGCGAGAACAGAACGGCGGAAGCAACCGAAUCACUACCAAAACCAGGGUUCUUUUUUAUCCACGAUACGUUCUAUAAUGAUUUCCGCGAUGAUUCGAAUCACGAUUACUCGGAGGAUAUUCGGAAAUGGGCCGAGCGUCAAUCCUUAAUCGGAGAGCUGAAAUCGAAACGAAUGGAAGAAACACGCUUUGGAAACUUAAAAUUUCGUAUUGGAUACCCUCAGUUGUACCAACAUCAGGGAAACUGUGAGCAUUUAUUCGUGAUAAGUGAUUGUCGGCUGCUGGCGUCAUCCGAUAUUCUAACGAGAGCUCGCUACCCGUGGCUUAACUCUUACGGAUUAGGCCGUGAUGUUCCUUGUAACAUCUGUGGCCAUUGUCAGGCACAGUACAUUGUGCAAAACAGUAAUCGACACAUAUUCGAUCCUGCUUACAUCUGUGAAAAUUGCCUUGAUACGUAUCAUUACAAGGACGGGCAAAAGAUCGGAGAGUUCGAUUUGUUCAAGUUUUCUCUUAUGAUGGUUCGUGCCAAUGAGGAGGUAGAUGACGAAGCAUCCACUUCACAAUAAACGAAGAAAUGUA
This is a messenger RNA of Anopheles funestus (African malaria mosquito), 1351 nucleotides long. RefSeq names its product snRNA-activating protein complex subunit 3 (gene Pbp49). Gene Ontology annotation, cellular component: snRNA-activating protein complex. Lineage: Eukaryota; Metazoa; Arthropoda; Insecta; Diptera; Culicidae. The transcript is spliced from 3 exons. Gene Ontology annotation, biological process: snRNA transcription by RNA polymerase III; snRNA transcription by RNA polymerase II. The coding region runs from base 175 to 1338 and encodes 387 amino acids. The record is from RefSeq and is a predicted model, not a curated record. Gene Ontology annotation, molecular function: RNA polymerase III type 3 promoter sequence-specific DNA binding; core promoter sequence-specific DNA binding; RNA polymerase II cis-regulatory region sequence-specific DNA binding.